AUGAAAAAGAAAAAAUCACCAGUUUUAAAAUCAAAAUCCGAACUGUAUACUCCGACUAUAAAACCAGGUUGGAUUCUAUUUGCUGUAAUUUAUUUAUUCGGUUGUAUACUCAUAUUUUUUUCUUCAAUUGGGAUUCCGUUACAUUCAAUUGAAAUUCCAAAAUUCACAUUCAAUUUAACUCAGUAUAAACCUACUACAUUAAUAAUGUCAAAAUCAUUUCUUAAAACUUUAUCAGCCAAAUCUGCUUUCCAAUUGGAUCAAGAAUUAAUGUCCACUGGAGAAUUUUCUAUUGAUCAAUUGAUGGAAAUUGCUGGUUUAGCAGUAGCUCAAGUUAUUCAUAAAGAAUAUCCACCUCCAUCAUCUCCAGAAACUAGUAAAAUCUUAGUAUUAGUUGGACCAGGUAACAAUGGUGGCGAUGGAUUAGUAGCUGCUCGUCAUUUAAAACUUUGGGGAAGUUAUGAUCCAAUCAUUUAUUAUCCUAAAAAAUCAACUUCGAAUCCAUUAUAUUCUCGACUUGUUAAACAACUUCAAGAUUUAGAUGUUGAAGAAUUAUCAACUUUAGAUGAAGUCAAGCAUUUACUAGAUAAAAGAAAUUCAGGAAUUUCAAUAAUUAUCGAUGCAUUAUUUGGAUUUUCAUUCAGACCUCCAUUACGUCCACCAUUUGAUGAUUUGAUUGGAUAUCUUUCUUCAAAUAAUGAAAAUUUACCACCUAUUGUAGCUGUUGAUAUUCCUUCCGGGUGGGAUGUCGAUGAUGGUCCUAUAGGUGAGGAUAUUGGUGCCAGUUGUUUGGUAAGUUUAACUGCACCAAAACCAGCAGCACUUAAAUUCAAUGGCGCUCAUUAUUUGGGUGGUAGAUUUAUUAAUCCUCAUAUUGCUAAGAAAUAUGAAAUUGAAGAUAUAAUUGCAAAAUAUAAAGGUGACGAAAUGGUGGUUAAAUUAUAA
Molecule: messenger RNA, 942 nt
Organism: Candida tropicalis MYA-3404
Lineage: Eukaryota; Fungi; Ascomycota; Pichiomycetes; Serinales; Debaryomycetaceae
Product: NADHX epimerase
Exons: 1
Coding region: 1-942 (313 amino acids)
Cellular component (GO): mitochondrion
Molecular function (GO): NAD(P)HX epimerase activity
Source: RefSeq, a predicted model, not a curated record